UUCACUCCCCUUUCACUUUAUCUGUAACACUCACACUAUCUCUCUGUACUAGAUCAGGAAAUUAAUAAGUGCACAUGGCGAAAGAAGUUGAAGUGGCCGAGCCGGGUUCUUUCUCGGCAAAGGACUAUCACGACCCACCGCCGGCUCCACUCAUAGAUCCGGCGGAACUCACUCAAUGGUCCUUCUACAGGGCCGUAAUCGCAGAGUUCAUAGCCACCUUGUUGUUCCUCUACAUCACCGUCCUAACCGUCAUCGGUUACAAAAGCCAAACCGACCCACUUAAGCCCGGCACCAAUGAAUGCGACGGCGUUGGAAUCCUAGGCAUUGCCUGGGCCUUCGGCGGCAUGAUCUUCAUCCUCGUUUACUGCACCGCCGGAAUCUCCGGAGGACAUAUUAACCCAGCAGUAACAUUCGGUCUGUUCCUGGCACGAAAGGUGUCGUUGGUCCGUGCUCUUAUGUACAUGAUAGCACAGAGUGCCGGUGCAAUCUGUGGGGUGGGAUUGGUCAAGGCAUUCCAAUCGUCUUACUACGUAAAGUACGGUGGCGGGGCUAACUCGGUUGCGCAAGGCUACAACACGGGUACGGCGGUCGGAGCCGAGAUCAUCGGCACCUUUGUUCUUGUCUACACCGUCUUCUCAGCCACCGAUCCCAAGAGAAACGCAAGAGACUCCCAUGUUCCUGUAUUGGCUCCACUUCCAAUCGGAUUCGCUGUAUUUAUGGUUCACUUGGCGACCAUACCCAUCACCGGAACUGGAAUUAACCCGGCCCGGAGUUUCGGGGCAGCAGUCAUCUACAACGAUAAGAAGGCGUGGGAUGACCAUUGGAUAUUCUGGGUUGGACCAUUUGCUGGGGCAGCUGCAGCAGCAAUCUAUCAUCAGUUUAUUCUAAGGGCAGCAGCCAUCAAGGCUUUAGGAUCAUUCAGAAGCAAUGCUUAAUAAUAAUAAUAAUAUUUAUUAUUAUUAUUAUUUAAGCCACCAUUCUCCAUCUCAAUAACAAAUUAGGGUUUCCCCUUCUCAUCUUGCCUCUACACGUGUCAAGAUCUGGAAGGGUUGCUCAGAAUUGUAAAUUUAUCAUCCCCACUCCCCAAAAAAAAAAAAAAAAAUUAUGUUUGUGUAUUUCUUUCUUUAUUAUUAUUCUCUUUUAUUUUCAUGAUCAUGUAUUUGGUGGAUCCUUUAUUUGAGUGUAAUUUAUCAUGUUAUUUC
This is a messenger RNA of Impatiens glandulifera, 1202 nucleotides long. Its product is annotated as aquaporin PIP2-7. NCBI's taxonomy places the organism in Eukaryota, Viridiplantae, Streptophyta, Magnoliopsida, Ericales, Balsaminaceae. The coding region runs from base 75 to 935 and encodes 286 amino acids. The transcript is spliced from 4 exons. Gene Ontology annotation, biological process: transmembrane transport. Gene Ontology annotation, molecular function: water channel activity. The record is from RefSeq and is a predicted model, not a curated record. Gene Ontology annotation, cellular component: plasma membrane.